This is a messenger RNA of Racocetra persica, 599 nucleotides long. The record is from the annotation of a GenBank genome assembly. Lineage: Eukaryota; Fungi; Glomeromycota; Glomeromycetes; Diversisporales; Gigasporaceae.
AAAAAGAAGAUAUUGAAACAUCAUGGAAACCAGAUUGGGGAUCGACAAUAAGAGUUAAGGUUGGUUCCUUCUUGGCUGCUAGCCUGAUUAAAAUUGCUCAGAUUACUGUCUCAACUACUAAUGCAGCUGGUAAAAUAAUAAGCGAAGAGGCUCCUGCAUUUUUUCAUUCUUAUGAAUAUAAUAGAGGUAAAAAAGUUGGGGUUAUCAAACUCAAUCCUCAAUUGAUAAAGUGGCUUUCUAAUGAGUCCAUUAGAGAUCAUUUACAUCCUCGAAUGUUGCCAAUGUUAAUUAUUCCAAAGCCUUGGUUGACUUUCAAUAGUGGUGGUUAUCUGACAUCUCCAACUCUUGCCAUGAGGAUAAAAGAUUGUCCUGAACAAGUUGCAUAUCUGAAAAAAGCUUCUGACAACUCACAUCUGGAACAUGUUUUUGCUGGCUUGGAUGUCCUCGGUUCUACGUGUUGGGCUGUGAAUAAGAGGGUAUACGAAGUUGUUCUAAAAAUUUGGAAUAGCGGUGAAGGUGUUCUUGACAUUCCACCUGCCGAUUUAAACCUAGAAAUCCCUAAAAAACCUGAAGAUUUCGAUAGUAACGUGAAAGCGAAA